Chrysochloris asiatica (Cape golden mole) is the source of this 1040-nucleotide messenger RNA. RefSeq names its product torsin family 2, member A (gene TOR2A). Lineage: Eukaryota; Metazoa; Chordata; Mammalia; Afrosoricida; Chrysochloridae. Gene Ontology annotation, molecular function: ATP binding; ATP hydrolysis activity. The record is from RefSeq and is a predicted model, not a curated record. The coding region runs from base 75 to 1040 and encodes 321 amino acids. Gene Ontology annotation, cellular component: endoplasmic reticulum lumen; nuclear envelope; endoplasmic reticulum. The transcript has 5 exons.
GCAGUGCACUCUGGAAGUUGUAGUUUGCGGGAGAGGCGGUUGGCGGCCCCUGACCGAGCUGGGGCUUCACCUGGAUGGCGGCUGCGACGCGCGGCUGCUGCUCUUGGGGCUCGUUCCUCGGGUUACUUAGUUUAGUCACGGCGGCGGCAAAUGCCUGGGACCUGACUUCACUGCGUUGCAACUUCGGCGACUUCUGCGAGUGCGACUUCCGGCCCGACUUCCAGGGUCUGGAGUGUGAUCUGGCCCAGCACCUAGCGGGCCAGCACCUAGCCAAGGCGCUGGUGGUGAAGGCGCUGAAGGCCUUUGUGCGUGACCCAGCCCCGACCAAGCCGCUGGUCCUCUCCCUGCAUGGCUGGACGGGCACUGGCAAGUCGUAUGUCAGCUCCCUGCUGGCGCACUACCUCUUCCGGGGAGGCCUCCGCAGCCCCCAUGUGCAUCAUUUUUCCCCCGUCAUCCACUUUCCCCAUCCCAGCCACAUUGAGCGCUACAAGAAGGAUCUUAAGAGCUGGGUGCAGGGGAACCUGACUGCCUGUGGUCGCUCACUCUUCCUCUUCGAUGAGAUGGACAAGCUGCCCCCAGGCCUGAUGGAGGUUCUUCGACCUUUCCUGGGUUCCUCCUGGGUCGUGUAUGGAACCAACUAUCGCAAAGCCAUCUUCAUCUUCAUCAGCAACACUGGUGGUGAGCAGAUAAACCAGGUGGCGCUGGAGGCAUGGCACAGCCGCCGGGACCGGGAGGAGAUUGGCUUGCAGGAGCUGGAGCCGGCCAUCUCUCGGGCCGUGCUGGACAACCCACACCAUGGCUUCUGGCGCUCAGGCAUCAUGGAGGAGCACCUCCUGGAUGCCGUGGUACCCUUCCUCCCGCUCCAGCGGCACCACGUGCGGCACUGUGUGCUCAACGAGCUGGCCCAGCUGGGCUUGGAGCCCCGGGAUGAGGUCGUGCAGGCUGUGCUGGAGAGCACUACCUUCUUCCCUGAGGAGGAACAGCUCUUCUCCUCCAAUGGCUGCAAGACCGUGGCCUCCCGAAUCGCCUUCUUCCUCUAA